GCCUCCACGCGUGACAGCGGCGCGGGGAUGCGCCAUCCCCAUGGCGGGACAGCGUUGGAGCCGUGCGCUGUGACACGGCCAUGGCGGCGGCUGGGGAGCGGCUGUAGCGCCGGUGCCUGUGGGAGCUGCAUCGCAUGUGACAGCGGGCUCUGGCCAUGGAGCCGGGCACCAUCGACAACCUGUCCAUCCUGUACCAGAGCUCCGACUUCAUCGUGGUCAACAAGCACUGGGACCUGCGCAUCGACAGCAAGAUGUGGUACGAGACUCUGACCCUGCAGAGCCAGCUCAAGCACCGCUUCCCCGAGCUGGCCGACCCCGACACCUACUACGGCUUCAGGUUCUGCCACCAGCUGGAUUUCUCCACCAGCGGGGCCCUGUGUGUGGCACUCAACAAAGCGGCAGCUGGAAGUGCCUACAAGUGCUUCAAGGAGCGCCUGGUGACCAAAGCCUACCUGGCCCUGGUGAGGGGCCACGUGAGCCAGAGCAGGAUGACGAUCAGCUACGCCAUCGGGAAGAACACCACGGAGGGCAUGACCCACAUGAUGUGCAUCGAGGGCACAGAGGGCUGUGAGAAUCCCAAGCCGUGCCAGUCGGAGCUGAUGGUGCUGGAGCAUGGAUCCUACAGCGGAGACCCCGUCACCAAAGUGCUGCUGCAGCCACUCACAGGCAGGACUCACCAGCUCCGGGUUCACUGCAGCGCCAUCGGCCACCCCAUCGUGGGGGACUUCACCUACAGCCACCGGCAGGACAGCAAUCCCUACAGGAUGAUGCUCCACGCCUACUACCUGCGCAUUCCCACCGGCAAGGAGCUGAUCGAGGUGUGCGCCCCCGACCCCUUCGUCACCACCAUGGACAGCAAGUGGGUGCCCCAGCGCGUCACCCAGCGGCUGGAGGACGUCAUCCAGGAGCUGAAGGACAAGGGAACGCAGAAAGAGGAAGAGGAGGAGGAAGAGGAGUGCCGGGAAGCUGCCGGAGAGGAGGAAGCAGGGGGUGAAGGCAGGAGGGAGGAGACGGAGGAGCAGCGGGCGCGGUGCGAGCAGUGGUUGGCUGAGUGGGCUCUGGAGUGAGCACAAAGCACAUUCCUGCAUUUCCAGCUCCAUCCCCACAGAGCCCAGCGCUGCCUCCACACUGCACUCACUCCCUGUAUGGCUUCCCUCGCUGCUGGGGCUGGCGUCGCGUGGGUUUUAGGAGUGGUUGAGGUGGGGUUGUUUUGUAAUGUCCAGCAUCAUUCUGGUCACGGGAUGUCCCUUUCCCAAUGCCGGGCCUCAGCAGCAGAGUCAGUGUCACAUUCCAGCUUCCAAAGUGACCCCAAAGCUUUCCAUGCCUGUCCUGGGGCUCGGGCACAGCUGGGCACUGCCUUUGCCAUGGACAUUCCCACAACCUCUCCAUGCUGGGAUGUGGAGUUGUAGCCCAGCACAGGGCAGGGAGAACCUGCUGGGAGCAGCUCCAGUGUUUGUGUCCCCCAUUCCCAUUCCCUCACUCCAGCUGCUGUGUCCUGUGGGAGGUGGGAGAUCGGGGGGCUGGAGCACAUUCAGGGGACACUGAUAACCUCCCCAAUCCUGGGGUGUCCUGUGAAACUGGACUGGGAUGGGCAUGGAAAGGUCCCUGCCCCUCGUCCCCUCCCUCCCUCAGCCCACCUGGGGGGGUUUUAAAGGUUUGGUGAAGGUGAAGGAGUUGAUACCAAUGGAUUUUAAACUUUUUUCAAUUUUCUAGGAAGAGAAUCUAGUCUUUUAGGGUUUGUACAAUAUGGAUGGUCUCAGGAAUGAGGUAUUUUUAGUACCUCUAUGGUCAGAGAGCCAGCAGCCCAAAGCUUUUUUAAUGGAUUUUAUUAUUCCUUCUACUAGCACUGCUUUUAUCCCUGCUGAGACAGGUCAGAGGACACAAAUCCCUUUCUGCUCACCCACCUGAGGAGGGAUCAGUGUCCUGUGUGGGUCCCAUGGGCUGGCUCCUGCCUGGCAGGUUUCCUGAGGGUCCUGCAGGCAGGUCCUUCAGCUGGGCACUUUGGGAGAGCUCUGGAGCAGCAGGAAAAGGAUAAAGCUGAAAGAAAAGCUGAGAACUGAUGGGAAGAGCAGGCAGGAGCUCAGCUUUGACAGAUGCCAAGAAAUUUUCCCUUGGAAGUGCCCUUGCUUUGCUGGUCAUCCUGCUUUGCUUUCCCCUUCCCUGCUCAUCCUCUGCAGCCCUUGGGGGACGUUUGGAAAUGAGAACAGAAGAGCUGGGGAGGGACAGAGGGGCUGGGGUCACACAGCCUCAUCCCAGGGCAUUCAGGAACCACAUCAGCACAGAAUUGUUGUCACCUCACCAGCCCCAUCCCAUUGAAAACUCCCCUGACGGGGCUCACACAGCUGAUACUCCCUCCCUGGGGAGGAAUAAAAAGUCACAGCC
Sturnus vulgaris (Common starling) is the source of this 2382-nucleotide messenger RNA. It is a transcript of the gene RPUSD1, whose product is annotated as RNA pseudouridine synthase domain containing 1. The record is from RefSeq and is a predicted model, not a curated record. Lineage: Eukaryota; Metazoa; Chordata; Aves; Passeriformes; Sturnidae. Gene Ontology annotation, biological process: enzyme-directed rRNA pseudouridine synthesis. Gene Ontology annotation, molecular function: pseudouridine synthase activity; RNA binding.